Messenger RNA from Chinchilla lanigera (long-tailed chinchilla), 638 nucleotides. It is a transcript of the gene Nupr2, whose product is annotated as nuclear protein, transcriptional regulator, 1-like. NCBI's taxonomy places the organism in Eukaryota, Metazoa, Chordata, Mammalia, Rodentia, Chinchillidae. The coding region runs from base 78 to 386 and encodes 102 amino acids. The record is from RefSeq and is a predicted model, not a curated record. Gene Ontology annotation, cellular component: nucleus. The transcript has 2 exons. Gene Ontology annotation, biological process: negative regulation of cell cycle; negative regulation of cell population proliferation; regulation of transcription by RNA polymerase II.
GACGACAGGCCAAUCGGAGCCCGGAGCGGGCCGAGCCGCCGCAGUGCGCGCGCAGCCGGCCUGCGUGCGGGGGGACCAUGGAGUCCGGGCCGGGCCCUGUCAGUUCCCGCGGUCAUCUCCAGGCCCGGCCGCCACCUCCCGAGACACUGCCGCGGGCAAGCUGGGACGAGGACGCGUACGACUGCCCUGACUACUACUACCUGCGCGACUUACCGGCCUCGGGGGCCGGGCGCAGCAAGGGUCGGACCCGGCGGGAGCAGGUGCUGCGCACCAACCGGACGGUGCCCGGCGGCCACGAGCGCAAAAUCGCGCAGAAGCUACUCGCGGGACUGCGCAAGCGCCGCCAGCGCCAGCUGCAGCCGCGACCGCGCACGCGCCUUGCGUGAGCGCCGCCGCCCCCAGAGUGGAGGGCUCAGCUCGCUCAGCUUGGCAGUUGGCUGCAAGGAUACCCAAAGGACCCGUUAAAAGUAUUUUCGCUGACUCCAGCUGUAACUGCGCUCCUCCAUGUUGGUCAACAGAACUACUCCACAUCGCCUAAAUUUACUGCUUCAGUCUUUGCUUUACAACUGUUAGUUAAGUAACGUCCAGUGGGUAUGCCUUCUUAAGGUUUUAAUUAAAAGAAGACAGCACCAAUGGCA